This is a messenger RNA of Prunus armeniaca (apricot), 861 nucleotides long. The record is from the annotation of a GenBank genome assembly. Lineage: Eukaryota; Viridiplantae; Streptophyta; Magnoliopsida; Rosales; Rosaceae.
AUGGAGGCUCUGGAGAAGGAAUAUACAAUUCUUAACUAUGGAGUUAGAGCCAUGGCAAUCAAUCUUCCGGGAUUUGCAUACCAUAAAGCACUUAAGGCACGGAAAAAUCUUGUCUCUACAUUUCAAUCCAUUGUGGACGACCGAAGAGCUCAAAGGAAGGCCGGAAACUACGUGGCAAAGAAGAAAGAUAUGAUGGAUGCUCUGCUAGAUGUUGUUGAUGACGAUGGAAGAAAACUUACAGAUGCGGAAAUUAUAGAUGUUCUGUUAAUGUACUUGAAUGCAGGCCAUGAAUCUUCUGGCCAUACAAUGAUGUGGGCCGCCGUUUUCCUACAAAAACACCCAAAAUUUUUCCAGAAAGCUAAGGCAGAGCAAGAAGAGAUUGUAAAAAGGAGGCCACCAACACAGAAGGGCAUGACGUUUAAGGAAUAUCGAGAAAUGGAGUAUCUUUCCCAGGUGAUUGAUGAAACUCUUCGUGUCGUAACAUUCUCCCUUACCGUUUUUCGAGAGGCAAAGAAAGAUGUCAAUAUAAACGGUUAUACCGUUCCUAAAGGCUGGAAAGUUUUGGUCUGGUUCAGGAGCAUUCACUAUGAUUCUGAAAUAUAUCCAAAUCCGUUGGAAUUCAACCCUGAUCGAUGGGAUAACUACACACCCAAACCAUUAACUUUUCUUCCCUUUGGAGCUGGAAGCCGGCUGUGCCCCGGAAAUGAUCUUGCUAAGCUGGAAAUCGCUAUCUUCCUUCACCAUUUCCUCCUCAACUAUAAGAUGGAACCUACAAAUCUGGACGGCCCAUUGAUGUACUUGCCACACACUAGGCCAAAAGACAAUUGCUUGGCAAGAAUCAAGAAAUGUGGAUCUGCAUAG